Molecule: messenger RNA, 297 nt
Organism: Macrosiphum euphorbiae (potato aphid)
Lineage: Eukaryota; Metazoa; Arthropoda; Insecta; Hemiptera; Aphididae
Source: the annotation of a GenBank genome assembly
AUGGCGAACGAUCUAGGAGUGUUAUACAAUAAAAUAACUAUACCUUUUACAGUUCAUCGGCGCUACUUCCUCCCACGUUCUUGUGAUCGUGUUGAACUUCCUACAAGAGUUGAAAUACUCCAGCCCAUCAAAACCUCCAAUUAUGUAGAUGUACUGAUUUAUGACGAUCGUGCCAUGGUACGCUCUCGGCCCUUGAGUGUCUUCUUCGAAUAUCCUCGUCCAUCGGUCGGACUUUGUGUCGUAUGUUUCGAUAAUCGCAGUCGGACUGCCACCACUCCAUCCGCCAAUGGCGAAUAG